Molecule: messenger RNA, 1347 nt
Organism: Somion occarium
Lineage: Eukaryota; Fungi; Basidiomycota; Agaricomycetes; Polyporales; Cerrenaceae
Source: the annotation of a GenBank genome assembly
CGCUAAUCUAUGACAAUGGCGCUCAAUGGCGGGGAUGCAGGAUUUAGAGGCGGCAAGGCGGUGUGGCACUCUUUUACCGCAGCAUUCGCAACAGCGCUGGACGCACCCCUCCCCUUGUUUCCUUGCUUUUCGUCUACCUUUCCAUUCUGCUUUCACGAUGGCCCACUAUGGCCAGCACUCUCAGCAGCCCAGCUAUGGUCAAUACCCUCCCCAGCAAUAUGCUGACCCUGACGGCGCCGAGUUCAAUCCCUAUAACAACAAUUUCGAAACUCAGCAGCCAUACAACCAGGGCAGAUACGACUAUCACGAUAAUCCAUAUGGUGGAGGCUACACGGACGACCCGACUGGUCAGCCAGUAUCGAAAGAGCAGGAUAAAAGCGUGUUUGAGCAGGAAGAAUAUGCCGCUCCUACAGCCCGGGGUCCAAGGACGUCGAAGGCAUUGCGUCGUUGGCGGUAUGAGCAUCAAGGCAACCUCUGGACUAAGGGUGGUCGUGGAAGAUGUUUUGGAAGAUUCUUCUGCUGCACGAUCAUGAUCUUUGUCUUCCUCUUUGUCGCAAUAAUAUUGUCGUUGGCUUUGUGGCUCAGGCCCCCUGACAUUGAAGUUGGUGGCCUCACCGAGUCGGCUUCGGGCAGUACAUUCCAAGUCCAGAAUGAUGGUGUCUCCUUCAAUGGUGGCGUUAAUAUCUCAGUGAACAAUCCGAAUAUCUUCUCUGUGAAAUUUGAUGAGAUCAAAGCAGAUGUCUUCUACCCUCUAAACACCACUAGGUUCGGUGGAGGCUCUUUGAAGGAUUUGACGAUCAAGGCGAACCAACGCACCGAAUUCACCUUCCCGUUUACCCUUAACUACACCGAUUCGAUCGACCCUAACGGUGCGAUCCUCUCAGACAUUAUGACUAAGUGUGGGGGCAACAAAGCCAACAACCUCAAAGUGGACUACACAAUUUCAGUAACUUGAUUUCAAAGUCAUCGUCAUACCAAUAAAGCCUACGAUCAACAACAAUAUCGCCAUUCCUUGUUCACUCCUCAUAGACGGUCUAGGGAGUAUCAUAGGCUCCCUCGGCGGUGGUGGAAGCGGGUUGGGUGGCCUUCUCAAUAACCUUUUCUAGACCUUGAGCGGUAGUAGCCCAUACCGCCUGCUUUGUUUAGCUAGUUUUGCAUUUCUUGCUGUGAUAGACAUUUGUAUGUAUUGCACGGACGAUAUACUGGACAGACUCAUCGUAAUACACUUACGGCGGACUUUAUAUAAUGACGGUUGCGUGUAUCGCGUCAACGUUGUAUUAUGAAUGCAGAAGAGAUUAUUGAGUACAAGCCAAUGAACACGCUAAAAAAAAAAUAAGCAGUACAAUC